CGUCAAAUAAAACUUGCCACAAAGCCCCGCGACUUGUCAAUUCAAAGUCAGAUACGAUGGGAUGAGAACGCUUUCUCACUAACACACGGACUUACCAUUACUUACAAGUUCCCGGAUCUCAUAAUUCACAAGGAUGUAUACAGAAUCGGGAGAACUUCAUUUCCGUGAUCCCUUCACUGAAGACCAGACGGUCCCAACGUACCAGCAAACCCUUGAAGUUGCCGGCAUCCCUUAUCUGGUCACAUUUGAUGACAUGCCAUCAAGAUUAAAGCCAGGAUCCGCCAGCACCUCUGAAGAAGUGUUAUCCUGGCUGAGCCAAGAAUCCUUGGAGAUGUAUUCGGACACACCGGAAAAACAUCAUUCCCCACUUGGAAAACAUGCCUGCUCCAUGGAUCAAGACCUCUUUUCUGAGGGUUCUUCCUUCAAUAGUCUCUCACAAGCUUCAUCUCAAGGUGACUCGUCCGAUAUGUAUUCUGCCUCACAGUCCGUUCUCAAUGGGUCUCCCGUCUACACCGAUCUUAGUGCCAUGUCACUAUCGUCCAGUUUGCCAUAUGGUCAACGAUCUCCAUCUGACCACCUCGAUGCCUUCGGUUCCUCCCCGAUGAUCGGUUCCUAUCCCUACCAGGACCACGCCCCUACUCCUUCCUCCCUUCCUGUCUCACCGCCCAGCUACAAGGAGACCAUUGCACACCGCCGCCUGACGUCACGUGGACCAGGGUACUCCACAACGUUGGAUGACGUCUUCAAGGCCAUUGCCCAUUUGGAAGAUGAAGAAGCUAAGGGUCGGGGAUCGCCAAUAUCCUAUGACUGUGUUCCCCAGACGAGCCACCCCAACCACGCCCACACGAGCAGCAGCCCCGCCCCUAGUCCCACCCUGAGUCGCUGCACCCCCAGUCCACAGGUGCCAGCGCCCCCAAAAGCAAAACCUUCAGUAUUUGACCCAGAAGAUCUGCGGAAGAAGGCAAAGGGCGUUCUUGAGUUGACGGGCCAGGUUCAGCUGUGGCAGUUCUUGCUGGAGUUGCUGACAGACAGCAACAACGACUCGUUCAUCCGGUGGGAGGGAGAAGAUGGAGAGUUCAGAAUGGUUGACCACGAUGAAGUUGCCAGACGUUGGGGGAAGCGGAAAAAUAAGAACACUAUGACUUAUGAUAAACUCAGUCGGGCAAUGCGUUUCUACUACGACAAGAAAAUUCUGACCAAAGUUCACGGGAGACGAUACACUUAUAAGUUUCACUUCGAUAUCAUCAUGAAGACUCAGAGAGGGUGCGUCAACUCCGUCCCAACCAAGGAUACUCAAAAACUGUUAGCAAUGGCCAACUUCUUUGUACCUUCUCCAUGUGAUUCUGAGAGGAGCUAUUCUGCCCCUUCACCGGUUGACCCGGAAGUGCUGCCAUCUUCAUUCGGAUCUCAGCCCCCAACGCCUCCUGAGUACAGAAACGAGGGGUACAGUCAUGACGCCAUGUUUCAAAGGCAUGACGUCACCAGAGAAUUGAAUGACGUCACGGCACAAUUACAUGACGUCACAUCAUGGACCGACAGCCCACCAUCACUUCCUCAGUAUUCGUGUCAGCCCGACCCAACUCAAAGCCAAUAUUGCUCAAACAUGUCUUCAUAUCAGAACGGAAAUUGGUACGACACUACAAACUUUAACGGGUAUUGAAGUCGUAGCGGUGCUAUGCUGACGUUCUAUUCACGAAACUCAUUCUAUUUGUGUUCAAGCGACGAUUCAGAGGGAUGUGAUCCAAGGGACAGUUACGGUAACAUCGCAGUAGACCCUAUUCGCACCUUGAACCAUAUGCAUGGGUUUAUUUGUGAUGGUCAAGGGGACCAAUCAUUAUAUGAACAUUUAAAACGUGAAUUACGAAUAGUUUUAUAUUUUUCUCAUGAAAAUAUUUAUUUACAUCUCUUGAGAGCCGAUAUUUCACGUCUUUCUUAAAAAUUAGUCUUAUCAAGCUAUGCAGUUCGUAUUAUAUAACUAGCGAUAAAGCAGAUAUCCUAUUGUUAAAGUAUAGUGCUAAAUCGUGCUAUUUUACAGAAAAGUUCCAUGUAUUGCUGAAUACUGUUAUUAUUAUGCAGCAUAUUGAUAUAUAAAAUCUUCGUUACUUGUUUGUAUAUACUGUUUGCAUUUGUAAGAUAUUUGCACAGGCGGGCCUGUGGAAAGUUGUGAUAUUUUGUUAUAUUUUUAUAUAUCUUUUGCUUGUAACAAAUUCAUGUGAAUGAGUGUUCAGGAAUCAUUCAUAACCAUAUUCUCCCUAUCACAUUCCGCUAAAUUCUUGACGGGCUAAAAUUUAACAUAAUAUAACCAUUUUCUUUUCAGAUCGAAUUCGUAAAAUGGAGCUUUAGAUUUUCUUUAAUUUAUUAAACUGAAAUUACAAAAUAGAAUCACCUCGUAAAUCAAAAACGGUAAAUAUUCAAUGAAUAUAUUAUUUUUAUUAUUUUCUUUCUUUGGAUUUUACCAUUUAAUAUUUCAAUAAAGCAGUAACGUAUUAAAUCAUUUUUUAUCUAUUGGUUAUUAUAACUACAUGAAAUAUAUUUGCAACAAACUUAGGUUUACUUGAGAAAAAGGUUUAGAAAACCAAGGGUAAUAUUUAUUGCAAUGCUUGACUCAUUUGACAUGUUUUAUAUGUUUCAAGAUGGCGCUGGUUUUCGCCAUUAAAUCAGUUUCACAUAUGAUCUCAUCCCUAAUUUUCUCUUCAGUGGAAAAAUAGUUUAUGAAGUACAUGUGUAUGUAGUUUAAAACCCUUCCCAGUUUAUUCAACGCUUGUUGAACCCCCACCCCCGAAAUGCGUGGAGGCAAAUGGAAAUAUCACGUGAAUCCCACUCCCAGCAAAUAAUUACAAAACGUUUUAUUUACAUUUGUAAUAAAACUGAACAAACAUAAGGAAAUGCAAAUUACAAAUGUCAUAACUGGAAUUGUUUUAAUCAGACUCUAAAUUUUAAUUAGAUUGUAACUUUACAUUUACGUCUUAAAUUAACCACGAUCUUUCUUUACUAAAUGUAUACUGUAGUUUUGAAUUAAAUAAAAAGAAAAGCAUGUAUCAAGUUCAAGAAUGACUGCUUGAAGUCAUGGUCUUACCUUUUUGAUAUGGUAAUAAUAUUUAUUUUCCACUUUCCGUGAACACUUUCCCAUGUUCUUUUGUCUGUUCACCCACUGUCAACCAUCGUCAUUGUGUGAGUGUGACUGCGUUUGCUAUGUUGUGUCCAGCGAGAAUGAACAAUCGUUACAGCCAUUGUAUAUAUGUAUACUUGAAUAUGAAAUAUAUUUUAUAAAUAAACAUAUUUUAAAUUUA
Haliotis rubra (blacklip abalone) is the source of this 3290-nucleotide messenger RNA. RefSeq names its product DNA-binding protein D-ETS-3-like. Bases 134 to 1660 code for a protein of 508 amino acids. Gene Ontology annotation, molecular function: sequence-specific DNA binding; DNA-binding transcription factor activity, RNA polymerase II-specific. The transcript is spliced from 5 exons. The record is from RefSeq and is a predicted model, not a curated record. NCBI's taxonomy places the organism in Eukaryota, Metazoa, Mollusca, Gastropoda, Lepetellida, Haliotidae. Gene Ontology annotation, biological process: cell differentiation; regulation of transcription by RNA polymerase II. Gene Ontology annotation, cellular component: nucleus.